CCAAUUACGUAAUUAAAUAAUCGGCAUGACACGCAGUGUAUAUUUUUUUUAAAUUCAAAUAUUGUUUACUUUUUUUGUGAUAACCAUUUUUCUUUCCCAAGAAAAAAAAAAUUGAUAUUUUAUAGACCGUUUUCUUUAUUCUAUCUUAAUGAGCAGUAAUAUGACACAAGAACAUCUAAUUAAAAACUUAGGAGAUGAGAUUAAAGUAAAAACCGGAAGAUUUAUAAAUCACGCGGAACAAUGCUUUCAUAAAUAUCAAGCUUUUGCAAAAGACUAUCCUUUUAUUGGGCUUUUCAUUGCAAUAUUUUUCAUUUUUGCAAUUUUACCCGUAUUAUGUUUCGUUGUAUUCUCAUUAUUCACCACUUUUGUAACAUUAGGUGGUGCAAUUGGUAUUGGAUUAUUCUUAUGGCUUUUAUUCCUUAGUAUUUAUGGAUUCUUUCUUUUAAUUUCACUUGUUUGUAUUUUCUUUAUUACUUGCACUGUGUUUUUUUGGAUUGCUCUUGCAGCAUUAAUUGGUAGAAUAAUAUUUAAAUAUAUUGAUGAACAUAAUCAAACAAGUGAGAGUUUUGAUAAUCAUGAAACUGUGAAUGCGAUCAAACCUUAAUAUGAUAAAAAACAUUUUAGAAAAUUUUUUUAUUGUUAUUAUAAAUAUAAACACACACACAUAUGUAUAUUUUAUUUAUUUACUUGUACAUAUAAUUAUUCCUUGAUUAAAUAAAGUAAUAUUAAAAUAUUAAAAUUGCAA
This is a messenger RNA of Rhizophagus irregularis DAOM 181602=DAOM 197198, 745 nucleotides long. RefSeq lists its product as uncharacterized. NCBI's taxonomy places the organism in Eukaryota, Fungi, Glomeromycota, Glomeromycetes, Glomerales, Glomeraceae. The record is from RefSeq and is a predicted model, not a curated record.